AUGCGGAAUUCGGGGAGGGCCCGGGCUCCGGGGCGGUGGGAGGAGGUCCAGCUCACAGGUCCUGACUGGGAACAAGUAGACAGGUCCUGGCAGCGGAGAGUUGUGUUCACGACAGCGCGGGGUAUACGCGGGUUUAACGCGAUGGAGUCGCGAGUCGCUGAUACCCAGGCCCGCGAGGCUGAGCGCGCUGCAGACGAGGGCCCAGCAAGCGGAGGUGCCUCUCAGAGGCUUCCAGGCUCGGAGCCCUUGGCAGCUGCCCGGUGGAAGCUUCUGCGGCAGGUUCUGAAGCAGAAACACCUGGAUGAUGGUCUGCGACAGGUAUCUGUUAGAAGAUUUGAAACAUUUAAUCUGUUUUCAGUAACAGAAGCCCAGAAAAGGACGACUGAAGACAAAGUCGGUGCCUGGAUCCAAUAUACAAGUGUCUUGUAUCCUGAGUACAGUAUUUCUUUAAGGCAUAAUAAUGGAUCUCUGAAUGUUGAAGAUGUUCUUACCAGCUUUGACAAUACAGGAAAUGUUUGCAUCUGGCCCUCUGAAGAGGUUUUGGCUCACUACUGCCUCAGGCAUAAUCGUGUAUUCAGGGACCUUGCUGUGUGUGAGCUAGGGGGUGGCAUGACAUGCUUGGCUGGGCUCAUGGUUGCUAUUUCUGCAGAUGUCAAAGAAGUUCUGUUAACUGAUGGGAAUGAAAAGGCCAUCAGAAACGUGAGAGACAUCAUCACAAGGAAUCAGAAGGCCGGUGUGUUUAAAACUCGGAAAAUAUCAAGCUGCGUUUUACGAUGGGAUAAUGAGACAGAUGUCUCUCAACUGGAAGGACAUUUUGACAUUGUUAUGUGUGCUGACUGCCUGUUUCUGGACCAGUACAGAGCCAGCCUUGUUGAUGCAAUAAAGAGAUUACUCCAGCCCAGAGGGAAAGCGAUGGUAUUCGCCCCACGCCGAGGGACUACUUUAAACCAGUUUUGCAGUCUAGCUGAAAAAGCUGAUUUCUCUAUCCAAAGACAUGAAAAUUAUGAUGAACACAUUUCAAACUUCCACUCCAAGUUGAAAAAGGAAAACCAGGAUGUAUAUGAAGAAAACCUUCAUUACCCGAUUCUGCUUGUGUUAACCAAAAAUGGAUAGAAGGUUAAGCUGCUCAAGACGAAGAAAACACCAAGUGCACAGGGGCUGUUUUCACAGAAACAGAAAUCUGUGAUUUUUUUUAAUCCUCCCUAAAGAGGCUCCCUGAGGCCCCCCGGGAUUUGCGAGCCCCCAACCACCUUUGCAGCAUUCCACAUGUGGGUUAUGAAGUCCACCUGUCCUCACUCGUGUUAUUUCCAGCCCUCCUGGACUCUUCUUUUUUGCAUCUGUGCUUCUCGUGCCAAACCUUUGUCUUCAAAUAUCUACAAACAGCCUGAGAUUUGAACGGGACUUGUGAGAAUCCUAACUAUUUUUCCUUUUGAGACAGAAUUUCUUUUGGUGAUUCCCAACCUCCCCCGCCCCCCACCCCCACCGCGUCCCUUUUUAGAACAUAUCUUGGUCUUUGUUUUGUUUUGGUGGUGGUAUUUUUUAAGCUGUAAACAGCGAACGUCACAAUUCCUUCCUGGUUCAAACAAGAAAUAAAUAAAGCAUAUCUUUCUCAUCUCCCUCAAA
Messenger RNA from Suricata suricatta (meerkat), 1623 nucleotides. It is a transcript of the gene CAMKMT, whose product is annotated as calmodulin-lysine N-methyltransferase. Gene Ontology annotation, molecular function: calmodulin-lysine N-methyltransferase activity. Gene Ontology annotation, cellular component: cytoplasm. Lineage: Eukaryota; Metazoa; Chordata; Mammalia; Carnivora; Herpestidae. The record is from RefSeq and is a predicted model, not a curated record.